CAUAGCGGCAGAGGAAAUUUUGUCUUCCGUUUUUUGGAUCUAUCAAGAACCCAAUUUUCCAUAGUGAUCAUAAUUCGUUCCCAAGGAGCAAUUAUUCCAUCUGCGGUGCUGAAAGCCAAGACGGAGGACGAGUUCUUUUUAUUCCGCAGAGAUAGGGGAAGGGUGGAGAGGAGAGGAAGAUGCCGAAACCGAUCAACGUCCGGGUCACCACGAUGGAUGCGGAGUUGGAGUUUGCCAUCCAGCCCAACACCACUGGCAAACAGCUCUUUGACCAGGUAGUAAAGACGGUGGGUCUACGGGAAGUGUGGUUCUUCGGCCUGCAGUACGUGGACAGCAAGGGCUACACCACGUGGCUGAAACUGAACAAGAAGGUGACCCAGCAGGACGUGAAGAAGGAAAACCCGCUCCAGUUCAAGUUCCGGGCCAAGUUCUUCCCAGAGGACGUGUCUGAGGAGCUGAUCCAGGAGAUCACCCAGCGCCUCUUCUUUCUGCAGGUGAAGGACGCCAUCCUGAACGAUGAGAACUACUGCCCCCCGGAGACUGCUGUGCUCCUAGCCUCAUACUCAGUCCAGGCCAAGUAUGCCGACUUCAACAGGGAGGUUCACAAGCCAGGCUACCUCACAAACGACCGGCUGCUGCCUCAGAGGGUUCUGGAGCAGCAUAAGCUUACAAAGGAACAGUGGGAGGAGAGGAUCCAGGCCUGGCAUGCAGAACACAGAGGAAUGCUUAGAGAGGACGCGAUGAUGGAGUAUCUGAAGAUAGCACAGGACUUGGAGAUGUACGGCGUCAACUACUUUGAAAUCAAGAACAAGAAAGGAACAGAGCUGUGGCUGGGGGUGGACUCUCUGGGCCUCAACAUCUACGAGCACGAGGACAAACUGACACCAAAGAUUGGUUUUCCCUGGAGUGAGAUCAGAAACAUUUCUUUCAAUGAUAAGAAGUUUGUCAUUAAACCUAUCGACAAGAAAGCUCCAGACUUUGUGUUCUAUGCACCUCGGUUGCGGAUAAACAAGCGCAUCCUGGCCCUCUGCAUGGGGAACCAUGAGCUGUACAUGAGGAGGAGGAAGCCCGACACCAUCGAGGUCCAGCAGAUGAAGGCCCAGGCCAGGGAGGAGAAGCACCAGAAGCAGCUGGAGAGGGCACAGCUAGAAAAUGAGAAGAAGAAACGCGAGUAUGCGGAGAAAGAGAAGGAGAGGAUAGAGCGAGAGAAGGAGGAGCUGAUGGAGCGUCUGAGGCAGAUCGAAGAGCAGACGCUAAAGGCACAGAAAGAACUAGAGGAGCAGACACGCCGGGCCCUGGAGCUGGACCAGGAGAAGAAGAGGGCCAAGGAGGAGGCCGAGAGGCUGGAGCAGGAGCGGCAGGCUGCAGAGGAGGCCAAGGCUGCACUGGCAAAGCAGGCUGCAGACCAGAUGAAGAAUCAGGAGCAACUGGCAGCUGAGCUGGGAGAAUUCACCGCCAGAAUCGCUUUACUGGAAGAAGCCAAGAGGAAAAAAGAAGAGGAAGCUACAGAAUGGCAACAAAAAGCCCUGUCUGCUCAGGAGGACCUGGAGAGGACCAAGGAGGAGCUGAAGAGCGUGGUGAGCGCUCCGCCCGCCCCCGCCGGCGGCCCGGCCGAGAACGAGCACGACGAGCAGGACGAGAACAGCGCCGAGGCCAGCGCCGAGCUGUCCAGCGACGGCGUGACGCACCACCGCAACGAGGAGGAGCGUCUCACCGAGGCCCAGAAGAACGAGCGUGUGAAAAAGCAGCUGCAGGCGCUGAGCUCCGAGCUCGCCCAGGCGCGGGACGACACCAAGAAGACGCAGAACGAUAUGCUGCACGCGGAGAAUGUGAGGGCGGGGCGGGACAAGUACAAGACCCUCCGCCAGAUCCGCCAGGGCAACACCAAGCAGCGCAUCGACGAGUUCGAGUCCAUGUGAGCGGCGUCCCGGCGCGGCGACGCCCCUCCUUCCGUGUACAGCCCCCCGGCCCCACCACCCCUGCAGAGAGGCUAGAGAGUUGUGGCUGACACCCCGC
Megalops cyprinoides (Indo-Pacific tarpon) is the source of this 2016-nucleotide messenger RNA. RefSeq names its product radixin-like. Gene Ontology annotation, biological process: regulation of organelle assembly; regulation of cell shape; positive regulation of protein localization to early endosome. The transcript has 15 exons. Bases 180 to 1919 code for a protein of 579 amino acids. The record is from RefSeq and is a predicted model, not a curated record. Gene Ontology annotation, molecular function: cell adhesion molecule binding; actin binding. Lineage: Eukaryota; Metazoa; Chordata; Actinopteri; Elopiformes; Megalopidae. Gene Ontology annotation, cellular component: filopodium; plasma membrane; adherens junction.